AUGAUCAACUUCAGUCUGAAGAAGAAUGCCACAGUAACUUAUUGGGAUGAGAAGAUGAAGGGGAAAUGGAAAGGACUAUCUAUCCCACCCUAUAUUGGGGAUGGUCCUAAAGUAAAUCUAAGGAAAAGAGUUAAAUGUAAGUGGCAACCUCUAGGUGAGGGAUGGCUCAAGCUAAACUUUGAUGGGGCCUCUAGAGGCAACCCAGCAGUGGCAGGGAAAGGAUGCUCUAUCCAUAACUGGGAAGGGAAGGAAAUUGCCCUCAGGGCUUACCCAAUAGGUAAUAAGACUAAUAAUUGGGUUGAACUAGUUGCCCUGCUAGAAGGCCUUAAUAUUUACAGAAAGAUGGGAGUGAAGAAAUUAGAAAUUGAAGGGGACUCAACAAUUAUUAUCAACGCUCUAAGAAAAGGGAAGUAUCUUUCGUCCUCUCGUCCUUUUGUGUCAUUACUUCUGAGUGUCUUAUUUAUGUCGUGCUUGCAGUGCUCGCAAUAUGCAGAGAGCACUGAUCGCUCUUCUGCAACUGCAUACAGAGGCACCACAUGGAUCAACAGUAUCCACUCAUUAGAUUUCUUGCCAUCAUCAUUUUAUGCAGAUGCACUCAUCAGGCCAAUUCUUCUCACCGCCACUAUCUUAUAUAACAAUUUGAAUCUGCAGUUUGGAUGCGGAUUCUUCUGCUAUGGCAGUCCUUGUGACACAGGAUACCUAUUUGCAACUUUCUUUGUUAUCAGAUACAAUACUGGUAAGCUGUUGGACAUGCAAAUGGUGUGGAGUUCAAACCGAGAGCAGAUGGUGCAAGAAAACGCAACCCUUGCACUCACCUCCACAGGAGUUGUGUUAAGGGACGCAGAUGGUACUCUCGUUUGGUCUACAAAUACAUCCAACCAUGAUUUUCAAGGGAUGAUGAUACAAGAAUCUGGGAAUCUUGUUCUCUUUAACAUCUCCAGUGGAAUCAUAUGGCAGUCUUUUGAUCAUCCAACUGAUACUGCGCUGUUGGGUCAGAAGUUGAAAGUGGGGCAGAAGCUUACUGCAAACACUUCUCCUACUAAUACAAGCCGAGUGAGUUUAUAUUAUCUCCAGUUCGACAACGUGUCAGUAUAUUUCUUUACUGAGAAUGGUAUCGCGUUUAAGCAAAUUCCCAUACCCAGGGGUAGCCUCUCCUUUAAGAUUGAUUCAGAUGGGCAUCUGCAGUUUUGUUCAAUUCUAGAAGUGGUACUAAGGUCUAAGAUUGACUAUUUAUCAACCUUUCUGGGCAUAUUGGAUGUGUGCGAUUAUCCAGCGCUAUGUGGAAAAUUCUGUUUUUGCACAGAUGGGCAGUGCAGCUGUCCAAGACAGGGCAAUGCUUUUUAUCAGAUUGACGCCACAAAGCCCAAUUUGGGUUGUCUUCCCCACAGACCUCUUGCGUGCUCAGAUACAUCCAUAAUCAGUAACCGUGCCCAUGGUCAUCACUUUUUGGAGCUGGAGCAUGUUUCCUAUUUUACUUAUCGUUACAAUAAUCCUUCCAUUCCACAGUUGGUCUCACGAGAUUACUGUCAAAAUCUUUGCCUUGAAAAUUGCUCUUGCAAAGCUGCGUUUUUCAGGUAUGGUGUCAAUUUUUCUAGGGGGUAUUGUUAUCUGGAGUCUAAUGUCUACUCUCUGAAAAUGAAUAAUCAAAGUGACGUGUUUUACAAUUCCACUGCUUAUAUUAAAGUUCAAUCAAGGUCUAAGCAGAUUAACUAUUCGGUUAUAGUUAUCAUUGUUGCUGCUCUCCUGUUUCUCUUUGUCUGUACAUGGAUAAGUAAGUAUAAAAAAUGCAGACGAAAAAAGGAUGAAGAUGAGGACAAUCGUGUAGAUUGGCCGGCAGGCUUGCCUCUGCGUUACUCAUUCCAAGAAUUGCAGAAUGCCACAAAUGACUUUAGUAUGAAGUUGGGAAGUGGAGGAUUCGGUUCAGUUUAUGAAGGUGUUUUGUCAGACGGCUCAAAGAUAGCUGUGAAGCGCCUUGACAGAGCAGGACAAGGGCAAAAAGAAUUUCGGGUAGAAGUGGAAACUCUAGGUAAAGUUGAUCAUCUUAAUUUGGUAAGGCUGAAGGGUUUCUGUGCAGACAAAGCCCAUCAAAUGCUUGUAUACGAGCAUUUACCAAAUGGGUCUCUGGAUAAAUGGAUAUUUUCCAAGAAGAAGCAUCAAAAUUUUCUGGACUGGAAGACUAGAUACAAAGUAGUUCUGAAUAUUGCAAGGGGAUUAGCAUACUUACAUGAAGAUUGUCGAGAACAGAUAAUACAUUUCGACAUCAAGCCUCAGAACAUUCUCCUGGAUCAGAACUUCAAUGCCAAAGUCUCAGAUUUUGGCUUGGCAAAGUUGGUUAACAGAGAACAAAGUGAAGUUAUAACCUUGCUGAGAGGGACACCGGGGUAUAUGGCACCUGAGUUACUGAACAUGCAUUUCACGGAGAAGGCGGAUGUAUUUAGCUUUGGUGUUAUGGUGGUAGAAAUUGUCAGCGGAAAAAGAAGCAGAGAGCUUUCAGAGAACGGCUUGUUUCCACUGUUACAAAUCAAAGCAGAGGAGGGGAAGUUAAUAGAUUUGAUAGAAGAGGGACUUCAAGAUGAGCAAAGGAGUGUAAGUGAGGAAGCAGUAGAAGUGAUAAAAAUGGGAAUGUGGUGUGUACUGGAAGAUUUUACGAGGCGGCCAGCAAUGUCAACUGUGGUGAAGGUGUUGGAGGGUUUAAGAGAGGUGGCCAGCGAUGUUCCUUUCGCGUUUGCAGUGUCCUCAGUUGCUCGUAAUCAGCAGUCGCUUUACUCAGCUAAUCCAAAUCCUAACAGGAACCUCUGCUUCUCCCCUGCUCCUAAACCUUUGGUGCUAUCUGGACCUAGAUAA
Messenger RNA from Cryptomeria japonica (Japanese cedar), 2844 nucleotides. Its product is annotated as G-type lectin S-receptor-like serine/threonine-protein kinase SD2-5. Bases 1 to 2844 code for a protein of 947 amino acids. Lineage: Eukaryota; Viridiplantae; Streptophyta; Pinopsida; Cupressales; Cupressaceae. Gene Ontology annotation, biological process: protein phosphorylation. Gene Ontology annotation, molecular function: nucleic acid binding; protein kinase activity; RNA-DNA hybrid ribonuclease activity. The transcript is spliced from 3 exons. The record is from RefSeq and is a predicted model, not a curated record.